Rhineura floridana is the source of this 3979-nucleotide messenger RNA. It is a transcript of the gene B4GALT3, whose product is annotated as beta-1,4-galactosyltransferase 3. The record is from RefSeq and is a predicted model, not a curated record. The transcript has 8 exons. Lineage: Eukaryota; Metazoa; Chordata; Lepidosauria; Squamata; Rhineuridae. Bases 274 to 1782 code for a protein of 502 amino acids. Gene Ontology annotation, biological process: carbohydrate metabolic process; galactosylceramide biosynthetic process. Gene Ontology annotation, molecular function: glycosyltransferase activity.
CCUCCCUAGAGCAUCCCCGCCCCUUAAUAGCUUUUUUAAAUUUAUUUUUACCUUCCGAAGAUGGCGGCGACGGUGCUCCUGAUCCCGGGGUGGGGUUAAGGGCAGGCGUUCCUGGCUCGGAAGGCUCUAGCACCCAGUUACUUGAAUAUCCAAGAGGAAAUUAAGAAUCCCAUGUAACUCAAAAGCUGGCACAGUUCAUUUUCAACACCAGCUGGGUCAGGUGCGCCCACUGUCCUUCUGAGGCCCAGGAAGAAGACCUUGUCUCCCACCGCCAUGCUCCGAAGGGUUCUCGACCGGCCCUGCACUUUGGCUCUCCUCGUGGGCUUCCAGUUUGCCUUCAUGGCCUAUUUCUCCUUUGGCGGCUUCCGGAACUUGGCCUCGAUCUUUGGGCACGACGGCAACCCGGCUUUCGACUAUUCUCGGACCCACGAUGUCUAUGCCAACCUCAGCCUCUUGCCUCAGCAGCCCCGCUAUGGCAGCCCCACGCAGUUUCUGCCCUACUGCCCAGAGCGGUCACCAUACCUCAUUGGUCCCCUGACGGUGAGCUUCAGCCGCGUGCCGACGCUGGGGCACAUCCAAGAGAAGAACGCAGCAGUGGGCGUCGGAGGCAGGUACCACCCUUCCGCCUGCGAGCCACGCUCCCGGACAGCCAUCAUCAUCCCACACCGCAAUCGGGAGACGCACCUCCGCCACUUGCUCUAUUACCUGCACCCCUUUCUCCAGCGCCAGCAGCUGCAAUAUGGAAUCUAUGUUGUCCAUCAGGCUGGGAAUGCCACAUUCAACCGGGCUAAGCUGCUGAACGUGGGUGUGAAGGAGGCCUUGAAGGACGAGGAGUGGAAUUGCCUCUUCCUCCACGACGUGGACCUCAUCCCCGAGAACGACCACAACCUCUACGUCUGUGAUCCAUGGAGCCCCAAGCAUGUCUCCGUCGCCAUGAACAAGUUUGGCUACAACCUCCCGUAUUCGCAGUACUUUGGCGGCGUGUCGGCCCUUACGCCAGAGCAGUAUCUCAAGAUCAACGGCUUCCCCAAUGAGUAUUGGGGCUGGGGAGGCGAGGACGAUGACAUUGCCACGAGGGUGCGCCUGGCCGGCAUGAAGAUCUCGCGGCCUCCCAUCUCCGUCGGCCACUACAAGAUGGUGAAGCACAAGGGCGACAAAGGCAAUGAGGAAAAUCCGCACAGGUUUGACCUGCUGAUCCGGACGCACCGGGUCUGGACUCAGGAUGGCAUGAACUCCCUCUCGUACACACUCCUCUCCAAGGAGCUGCUUCCCCUUUACACGAACAUCACGGCCGACAUCGGCACCAACCCUCGGGCCAUGAAGGGCGGGAAGGGCUCCGUCCCCAGCCUCAGAGGGAGGAACUACCCCAGCGGAAGCAACCACGAUUUCCGGCAGGAGAUGCUACGCAAGACUCCAUUUGCGAAACUCUCCAGGGCCAUGGGUUGGGGGGAAGUGCCCUUCAGCACCAUCCAGGCUCUGUUGGAAUCAGCAAAGGUGGAGCCGUCCACUCCCAAACCGGAGAAGCCGAAAGCAAGCCCCUUGGCAAGGGAGGGGCAGGACAGAUCCCCUGGUUGGACCACCGAAAGCGUCAGGCAGGCGAUCCUCAGAACAGCCGUUCAAACAGAGCCCAGCCCGGAAGUUCCAAAGCGAGCAUCUGAGGAUGCUGGGAAAGAGAAGCGGCUCAGCAGAGCUGGGCAGGCAGGGGUGGACUUUGCCAGGACCCCCUCCUCCGCACUCCAGGAGCCAGCGAGCAAUCACACCGGUCCAGAAAGUGCCAAUUAGAGAGGACGGGCUCCAAGCUGAUGGACACAAGCCCAGCAGCCAAGCCUCAGUUUCUAGAACCAAUUGUAGGUGUUGCAAUAAAAAUGCUGUGGCCCACAGGCCCUUUGGGCUACCUUCUCGGUGUCUGCCAGGUCGGCAGGCAGGGUUAAGGGCCUGACAAACCCUGACUGGACAAUGGAGGGAAAGACUAAGGGGUGGGUGGGGCAAUAUGUGGUAGUUAAGCUCCAUGGUGGAACAGGCUCCACAUUCUCAUCCCUUAGCGGCUGCCUCCAGACUCCCGCUGCUAUGCCCUCCCCUCUUGAAGGCAGGAGACCUUCGCCAUACCUCAGAGGUUCCGUCUACCUUCUGUAGAACAGUAGGCCUCACUGCUGUGUGGGUAAACCCCCUUGCUUUGGGGCUGAAUCCUGCUCCCGGGCACUCCUGGGUCUGUACCGUGAAGGAUAAUCAUGUUGACUUGAAAUCUAUGGGGUGGAGGCUGGGUUUUGGGGGAGGGGGACCGUUGUGUGCAAAUGGAGGAUUGAACACCCACCCAGCCCCAUCAAGCGGCUGGAGGUCCCAUGCAAGCAAAGGCAGGAAUUCCCUGCAAAAGCCCCCAGCCUCGCACCAUCCCAAAUCGGAAGAUGCUGGCCUCUUCUCUCCCUUCCUCUCAGCUUAGUUUCCGAGAGGAUGAGGAGGGGCAUUCUGCAGCCUGUCGCUGCAGGAUGACAUCUUAGAAGGCCGCCGACUAUAUCAAUGUUUUCUUGCUGAGCCAGACUUUUAAAAAUAUAUCCACACACACUAUCUCGGGCUUUAGUUGAUAGUAGGCCCCGUUUUCUUAUUUCUGGUAUCCUCCCUCUCAAGAGGGGAACCGCGCACAGCGAGGUGCCCAUGGUGAACUUGAUUUGAGAAGGGGGGAGACCUGCAUGGGUCUGCUCCAGUGCUGCAAUCAGCUGUUCCACGGAGCUAACCCAGCCCGUGGCCUCUGGCUUCUAGAACCAGGCAUAGCUUGAUGCUGGAAUUUGCGUUUUUUCCCCCUGAGCCAGGCAAGAAAUCCUUUUAUGCCAAGGAUUUGGUCUAUUCUGGGGUUGUAGUGGGGCUUAAUGUUGCCUCUCUGCAGGCCCGGCGCCACAGGGCGGCCAGGUUGGCCCCUCCUUAGGAUGGCACCCUCGUUUCACAGCAGUGUCGGGUCCUGCAACCUGCUGCUGCUGUGGAUCACACAGCUGAAGCUUCCAGGCACCCCCCUCAUGCAGACAGCGUGAGCUUCGAUAUGACCGCCUGCAUGCCCCACCCACCUCUGCUGUCAGUGUGAACGCAGUGCGCGCAUGCCUGCCAUCACCCCAGAUGGCUGUGGGCACUUCCCUAAGGGCAUUCAUUCGGCAUUGACUUGAGAAGGGGGCAGACUGUAUCAGGAGGGGGUGGUCGACGAAGGUGCCACAGGCCCAGGACAGGCUGAUGCCCAGUGGCCCAGUCAUGCCUGCUGCUGGCCUGUCUCUCUGCCUACCCCCCCCCAACUGUUUCUGGGCUACGGUGCAAUCAUUCUUUAAAUGCUGCAACUUCAUUCUCUUUUAUUCCUCACCCACCCUCAAUCCCAGAUAUUCUAGGGUGGCCUUGGCCAACCUAGUGCCUUCCAGCAUGCUGACUGGGGUGUGUGUGUGAUGGAAGUUGUAGUCCAAAACAGCUGGGGGACACCCAGUUGGCAAAGGCUGUUUCUAGGGCCUUUAAGCAAAACUUGUCUUACCCCCCCCCCCCCAAAAAAAGGCUUCCACUGACCAGGCAGGGGAUUUGCCAUGUGAAUGAGGUUUUCCCACACACCCCUUUACUUCCUCUGGCUGGGGAAUCAUGGCUUUUUUUUUGGGGGGGGUAGAUCUCCCUGCUGGAAAGCAGGGAUGACAGGUCUCCAUUGAACAGAAGAUGCAGCCGUUGUGUUUUUCUUAACUAUUACACCCCCCCUUUCGCAGCACUAUUUUCUCAUCCUGCCCCCCCCCCUUGCAGCCUAACCCUUUUCCUCUCAGGGCUGGUCCCAGCCUGCCAUCUCCCCCCCACCCCAGAAAAAGCCCGCUCCUCUUUCUCUCACAGUCUAGCUGUGGCCAACGGUGUGUAGCUAUUUACUCUAUUUAUUGCAGGCCUUUCUCCCUUGCUGUAGUUGCUCUCCCCGUUUGCUUUUUGAUAAACUGAUUUUUUAAAACAUAAUAAUAAAAAAAUUGUCCAUGGAUUAAAA